AUGGAGAGCUACAAGGAUGUGAUCCUCAGCCAGGCCCCGGCGAUGUACGACAAGAUGGGGAAUUCGGCAGGCAUAUCAAUGGAGAACUACAAGGGGAUCCUGCUCUGCGCUCGCCCGGCGAAUCUUCCGCAUGGUCCUUCCGUGCAGCUGCGCGGUGAGAACGCAUCUGCCGGGCCGUUGCUGACACGAGGCGGGGAGCCCGCCCCCGCGUUUGUUCCGGGUGGCGCGACAGAAACUCAGGCGGGUUUGGGGCCCUCUGUCGAGGAUCGCGCGACAAUGGAGCGGAACCACCGCAAGCAAAUAGAGAACGCCAUAGCCCGACGCAACAGGGCGUUUACCGUGCUGACACGGCACAGACGCUGGCUUCGCAGUUUUGCGGAGCAGGUGCGGAAGAUGAAGGAGGAGGAAAUACAGCGCGAGAUUCAGCUUGCCAGGCGGUCUGAGCAGAACCGCCAACGACAGGCGCAAAAGCGGGCGGAGGCCGUCUCCGGUGGCUUCUCUCCGGUGGCUGAUCCAACGCACACGGCCAGGGAGCAGCAGCAAGAGCAGCAGGAACGGGCUGCCACUGAGGCCGAGCGUGCCGAAGCUGAGAAGAAGAAAAAGAAGGCGGCUUCAAAGAAGAAAAAGCCGAAGUGGGCUCUCACAGAAGACGAGGCGUUAGAGGAUGAAUUGGCAGACGCCGACGAGCUACUGGAUUUUGCAAAGAAGCUCGACUACGAAAAGUUUAUCAACGACUAUGAGGUGGCUGGAGCUCUCGCAAUCAUGCGGGAGCGGGUGGAGGAGAUUGCGCGGGAGAAUAACUGGAGCAAAGAGGUGGUGGAGCGGGCAGCGAGUGAAUCGGUUGCGGAAGAACUUGAGGGCGAGGGUGAUGCAGACGCGGGUGAAGGCAACACUGCGGCGAAGGUAGACGGACCACGCGGGGAUGAUCAGACACCACAGCAGACGGUAUGCACCGCCGCGGCAAGAAAGGCAGCCCCAUGCAACAUUGCCCUUCAUAAGGAAGGAUGGAACAAAUCGACAAGUGUUGGGGGCGUACUGAGACGUGCCAUCUUUCGGGACACUCUUCUGUUAGCCGAGCGCAUUCUUGCCUCCUCUAUGUCCAUGCAGAAAAUUCAUACCAAAUACAGCCUUGCACGUCUCCUGCAGCGGUGUGUGUUAAACGGCGACAAUGCUCUGGAGGCCAUGCAAAAACCCUCCAUGGGUGGCAGCAAAGGAUUAGAUGUGGAGCCGCGUGUCGUGAAAGUGAAUCCUGAGGCAACAAAACAGGAAAGCGGAGGUGGGGACACGGAUUUGGGUUCACAGCGGAUAUUGGUGGCAAUGCAGCGUUCAAAAGAGCGAACUCAGGGCCUGCCGUACUUGUAUCGGUGUCCAGCAAUAUAG
This is a messenger RNA of Trypanosoma cruzi, 1380 nucleotides long. RefSeq lists its product as uncharacterized. Lineage: Eukaryota; Euglenozoa; Kinetoplastea; Trypanosomatida; Trypanosomatidae. The record is from RefSeq and is a predicted model, not a curated record. The transcript has a single exon. The coding region runs from base 1 to 1380 and encodes 459 amino acids.